AUGGGCAAGCGCAGAGCUCUGUCCUCCUGCCGAAUAGGCAUCGUGGAGAGGGAAGGUGCAAGCCACGAGGCCACGUGCGGAAAGUCCACUGCCGCGACAAUAAUAGAAGGUGUUGUUGUGGUCAUUGCAUUCGUACGGCGUACAGGGCAGUCGCGAUGGGCCACCAUCCCACAAAGGAAGGCUCUUUCGGCUACCUUGCUCAUGCCGGAAAGUACAACAGCUGUACUUGAGGUUGCUUUGCAAGGCAGGAACAACGCCAUAUGA
Molecule: messenger RNA, 264 nt
Organism: Sporothrix schenckii 1099-18
Lineage: Eukaryota; Fungi; Ascomycota; Sordariomycetes; Ophiostomatales; Ophiostomataceae
Exons: 1
Coding region: 1-264 (87 amino acids)
Source: RefSeq, a predicted model, not a curated record